AUGGAUGAUUUCUUUGGUGUAGAUAAAUGUACAAGUAUUUCUGAAAUAAUGGGGCAGGAAAUUGAAAUUAAUACACCGCAACUCAAAGAAGUAUAUGAGAAAUUUGAAUCUUUAUACGAAAAAGUUAAUAAUAACGGUUUAGAUAAUUUCGAAGGUAUAAUAUCUGUUAAUAAGAAUAAUAAAACGGCUGUAAUUACUCCUAUAGUAAGGAAGCAACAUUUAGUAGAUUACGAAUCCAGUGACAGUGAAGCUGAAGUUAAAUUAAAAAAUACAACUCCUUAUCCAAAAUUAGUCCCAAAAACACCCAAACUAAAGAAACAGAGAGCUGCUACUCCCCAUACAAAGAAAUUACUAAGUUUAAUGAGACAAAAAGUUGUAGAAGAGUAUGAGGAAACGAUAGGAGAAGAUAACUUUGGUGGAUCUCCUAUUGAUAACACUACACCAUCGAGAACUGAAAACAAUGAUUCAGAUCAACAACAACAGAUGACUACGCCCACUUCUCAUUUACCAAACCUGAUGAAACUAGCCCAAGCAGUGACCACAAGUACUCCUACGCACUCUGCCGUCGUCGGCUGGCCACUAUUUUCUGACCAAGGAGCAGACUCUCCCCUAUCAGAAAUUGAAAACACAGAAAGCCCUGCUCAGAGCAUAAAUAUAGAGACAUCCAAAAGCGAACAAGAUGCAGUGCCACCAAAAUUGAAGAGCAUUAUAACAACAGGCAGCAAGACUCGGAUAGGAAGUCAGGAUAGUUCAGAAAAGCAAAUUACCUUCCAGGACUCUAACGAGGUUUCUAUAAAAAAGAAGGUGAAGUUUGCUGAAGACACUAUUUUUGAGCAAGCAAAGGUAAAGAGAGUGAUGAGAAAACCUAGAAGAAUGCUUACACCUGGCCCACAAAGGCCAAAGUUCUGUUACAACCCACGUUUCCAAGCUCUCAUAAAUCGGUUUGAAAAUCAAGGUGCCACAAUGGCAAGAACACCUACAAUGAGAGAUAAGAAUAUAAACGACCAAGAAAAUACUCCACCUGUAGGGGAGCCUUCUAAUAUUCCAGCAAGGGCUAUAAACUUCAAGGACGACAGCCCAAUAAUCGAAUCGGAAAGCACAAGAGAAGGGAGUGAAUUAUUCAGAACAUGUAUUGAUGUGCCUGAAGCGAACGCGAUGUCAGUAUUAACAUCAAACAUUGUCGGAGGUCUACAAAACUGUCUAUCUUCUGUCUUAAUGAAUAUAGAAGAAGAAACAGAGAUACAGUUCAAGUUCGUUAUAACGAAAAGGAAAGUUAGCGUUAAGAGGCUCGCGGAAGAAUGCGAGGGGCUCGAUGAGAAAUUGAGUGUAAUCGAAAGAAAUCAGGAAUCGAAUAAGGAGAACAUCUGGUCGAGCGUGGCGAGGGCCGUGAGAAAUGUGUUUUGGGGUGAAAACGCUGCUAAUUUCGCAUCUACAACACCUCACAGAUCAACAUCCUUGAACUCUUCAUCAUCGUCUUCGAAACGCAAAUGCGACGAGCUUUCAGAUUCCGAGAGUCCAUUAAAUCAUAAGAGGCACAAAUACGAAGGAAGAAUCCGAGGUAGACCACCUUUAAGAAGAAGCAAAACUUGCGUGGCUAGCCUCAGGAGUUCGAUGUCAGCGGAACAGAAGUCCUUGAUCAAUGAAUUGACUAUGGGCCAAGAUGAUGGAAUAAAUUUGAGCUUUUAA
Molecule: messenger RNA, 1686 nt
Organism: Arctia plantaginis
Lineage: Eukaryota; Metazoa; Arthropoda; Insecta; Lepidoptera; Erebidae
Source: the annotation of a GenBank genome assembly